Molecule: messenger RNA, 775 nt
Organism: Panicum hallii
Lineage: Eukaryota; Viridiplantae; Streptophyta; Magnoliopsida; Poales; Poaceae
Product: cold and drought-regulated protein CORA-like
Exons: 2
Coding region: 122-454 (110 amino acids)
Source: RefSeq, a predicted model, not a curated record
GGCGCGCCACCGAGGGCAGCAGCCAGCACCGGUUCGAUCCAUAGCAUCCAUCGUCUAGCGAAACCACCUCUCAGCGCUUGACAAAUCAUCUGAGCAGGACCUGACCACGCCGACGGCGGCCAUGGGCGGCGGGCACGACAUGCACGGGCACAAUGGCGGCGUGAAGGGGUUCGUGUCCAACCUCGUCCACGGCGAGAAAGGCCACGGCGGCCACGGGUACGAGCACGGCUACGGGCACGGGUACCCUCCGCCGGCCGCCGGCGCGUACCCGCCGCCGCACGGCGGCUACCCGCCGGCCGCCUACCCCGCGCACUCGGCGCAGUACGGGCACAUGGGGUCGUACCACACCGGCCACGGCGGCUACGGCGGCGGCCACCACCACGGCGGCUACGGCGGCGGCAAGCACAAGGGCGGCGGCAUGUUCGGCGGCGGCAAGUACAGGAAAUGGAAGUAGAGCGCGCGGCGGCCGACGCCUAGCUCUACGCCGUACGCGUACGUGUCUGUGCCGUCGUAGCUAACCAUGCACACUUCCAUAUAUAUAAAUAAAGUGCAAGCAGGCAGGAGAUGUACGUACAGUGCAGAGUCCUUAUUAUUACCGGUAUACGAAAUAAGGUCUGGUCUUGUAACGUGUGCUCGGGUCGUAUGACAUGUACCAGGCCUAGGCGACGAACUAUGUAUACAUGUAUCGUAUGCCAGCCGUAUGUACGCGCCGAGUGUAUCCAGCUUGUAUAACAACUCAUGCCCCGUUGGCCGUUGCGAGACUUGCUGCUACACC